AUGGCGAUUCUCGAACACUUCCCUCACAUUGUCUUGCGACAGGAUGCAGAAGACGAGCCAGCACCAACAUGUGAAACCGGAAAUGAGUAUGACGGCCGUAUGGGCCUGCGUGUUGGAGCACUGUUCAUCAUAUGGGCCACAUCUUCUAUUGGCGCAACUUUCCCUGUGUUCGCGAAGAGGCAACAGGGCAUGCGCAUCCCAGAAUGGUGUUUUUUCUUUUGCAAAUACUUCGGCUCCGGUGUCAUCGUCACAACAGCCUUCAUUCAUCUCCUCGCUCCAGCAGAAGAUGCGCUUAGAAAUCCCUGUCUGACUGGACCGAUUACCGACUACCCAUGGGUCGAAGGCAUUACCCUGAUGACCGUAUUUGUCCUCUUCUUUGUCGAGCUCAUGGUCAUGCAAUAUGGGAAAUUUGGCCAAAGGAACGACUACGAAGCAGGCACAGAUCCCAUUCCAGCUCCCACGCCAACUCCCUACAAGGAUAAUAUCAAAGAGAAUCCAGAUCGGACAAUCGAAACAACGACUGCAUCCAGAAAUCGUUCCCCCAGCAUGCUCGCUCCGGGACAAAACCAUACGGCUCAUGUUCGCGAACACACCGACAUUGAAGACGCCGACAGCCGUUCGAUGUUUGAGGACUACAAAGCUCAGGUUACCGCUAUUUUCAUCUUGGAAUUCGGAAUCAUCUUUCACAGCGUUUUCAUCGGGUUGACCCUAGCUGUAGCUGGCUCCGAGUUCGACACCCUCUUCAUCGUCAUCAUCUUCCACCAAACAUUCGAAGGUCUUGGCCUCGGGUCACGGCUCGCGCUCGCACCAUGGCCAAGAUAUAAACAAUGGACUCCCUACGUCUUGGCUCUAGCUUAUGGGCUUAGUACGCCUAUGGCCAUUGGCAUCGGUCUGGGUGUGAGGACGACAUAUCCUCCAGAGAGUCAGACUACGUUGAUUGUGAAUGGUGUUUUUGAUUCUAUUUCCGCGGGCAUAUUGAUAUACAUCGGUCUGGUGGAGUUGAUGGCUCAUGAAUUCAUGUUCAGUAAUACCUUGAGAAGGGCCAAAAUCUCGGUGGUGCUUUCAGCAUUUACACUGAUGUGCUUGGGAGCUGGCUUAAUGGCUCUACUGGGAAAAUGGGCCUGA
Molecule: messenger RNA, 1125 nt
Organism: Cyphellophora europaea CBS 101466
Lineage: Eukaryota; Fungi; Ascomycota; Eurotiomycetes; Chaetothyriales; Cyphellophoraceae
Exons: 1
Coding region: 1-1125 (374 amino acids)
Biological process (GO): zinc ion import across plasma membrane
Cellular component (GO): plasma membrane
Molecular function (GO): low-affinity zinc ion transmembrane transporter activity
Source: RefSeq, a predicted model, not a curated record